AUGUCUAACCAGGUAGCGGCGGCCAUCUCGCAAGAGUUCCUCGAGAACUGCUUCACCGUCUCCGCUCAAGCACUUUGUUGCUACGACUUCUUCCUGACCUUCACACGUGAAGUGCAGUUCAUGUGGAAGCUCAAGCCCUCGAUGGCCUCUAUUCUCUUCUUCACCCUGCGCUACCCCGCGCUGUGUAACACCGUCUUGGUUGUCCUCGGCUAUUUGUCUUGGGGAGGCUGGCAAAGCCAGUUGAUGGCGGGUGACGUCUUGGUCUUGACGAGCUCAGCUAGUAAGCAUCUGUCCUUCCUCGCGCCUCCGACGCACGACUACAUCUUCACUGCUGUGCGCAUAUAUGCGCUCUCGGCGCGGAGUAGGUGGCGUCUCGGGUUCUCGCUCGUCUUGGGUCUUAUCAACCCGGUCAUGUCCACGUACACGUUUGUCCUCUCUGCGCCCUACCUCGCGCGCCUCACGCCGCAUUACCAGACGUGCGACAUCGACACGCAGUUCCUAGGAGACAUCUGUGAGGACAAACCGCAAUUCCCAGGGAUGAUGUGCGCGCGGGCGUCCGCAGUGAUAUUCGACGCCGUCGCUCUGCUCCUCACCUGGCUGAGCAUCAAGCGUGUCAUGAGGGCAGGCCGAAAUGCGGCUGACUCCGAGUCGGAUGAUCGCUCUGCGAUGGGGCUUGGCACUAUGACAGUCGUUCUCAUGAAAGACACUGCGGUGUAUUUUGGCUUCCUCUUCGCGAUCAACGCGCUGGGCAUCGCGAUUGGCUUGAGUCAUCCCAAGGCAAGUCCCUCCUGCAGCCUGGUUUCUUACACACGCGGAAGGGAUAAUACCACCUCGCUCAUCAGUUUCUCGAUGCCAAUGACCUCAAUCCUGCUUAGCCGGCUCAUGCUCGACCUCCGGCAGGCAAACUCGAAGGACAGUGACGGCGGGACGUACAUCUCAAGGGCGCUGACGACGAUGGUGUUCGAUGGUACUCAAUGUGAGCAGGAAGGACCCACAAGCCAGGAAGACUCGUUCGGGUCGGAGGAGAGUGACGGUGUGAAUGAGGUGUUCAGGACCCCUUGA
Messenger RNA from Fomitopsis serialis, 1062 nucleotides. RefSeq lists its product as uncharacterized. The transcript is spliced from 11 exons. The record is from RefSeq and is a predicted model, not a curated record. The coding region runs from base 1 to 1062 and encodes 353 amino acids. Lineage: Eukaryota; Fungi; Basidiomycota; Agaricomycetes; Polyporales; Fomitopsidaceae.